Saprolegnia parasitica CBS 223.65 is the source of this 1063-nucleotide messenger RNA. RefSeq lists its product as hypothetical. The transcript has a single exon. Gene Ontology annotation, biological process: protein polyubiquitination; positive regulation of proteasomal ubiquitin-dependent protein catabolic process; ubiquitin-dependent protein catabolic process. NCBI's taxonomy places the organism in Eukaryota, Oomycota, Saprolegniomycetes, Saprolegniales, Saprolegniaceae. The record is from RefSeq and is a predicted model, not a curated record. Gene Ontology annotation, molecular function: zinc ion binding; ubiquitin protein ligase activity; ubiquitin conjugating enzyme binding. Bases 13 to 999 code for a protein of 328 amino acids. Gene Ontology annotation, cellular component: cytoplasm; ubiquitin ligase complex.
CUGCAAUCGACCAUGUCGACCGCCAUGACCAUAGCGCCUCAUCGUGAAGAGACGAGCAAUAAGAUGCUCAAGAAGCUGUCGGGCAUGAUCCCCGCCAUCAACAUUGUGCUUGUUAAGCCAUCGGCGUCGACACCUGUCGCCGACGUCAAGCCCGUGUCGCCGCUCCAUGACACCGCGUGCGCCGUGUGCUUCGAGACGUCGACCGACAUGGUGUCGAUAUGCGACUCGCCGGCGUGCACGUCAGUCUUUUGCCUCGACUGCAUCGGCAACUACCUUCGCAUCAAGAUUGAAGACGGUCAAGUCCGCCGCAUUCGGUGCCCCGCCGCUGGCUGCACCGCGGUCCUUGCCACGCACCACAUUCACGGCUACGUCUCGACGGAGCUCUUCCAGCGCUACAUUUCGCUCAAGGCCAAGCUUCGCUCGGGCCGCACGUGCCCGCAGCCUGGCUGCGGGCAGCCCGUGACCUCCACGGGCCGCAAGAUCAAGUGCGACCACUGCCACACGGCAUCGUGCGGGGACUGCGGCGAGAACUACCACUUGUUCGCUUGCGCCGACAAGACGUACAAGAAGUGGCGCAAGACGUCCGAGAACGUUCGCGCGUGCCCCAACUGCCACGUCGACAUUGAGAAGCAGGGCGGCUGCAACCACAUGGCCUGCACACACUGCGAGUUUGAGUUUUGCUGGUGCUGCCGCGUCCCGUGGGCGACCCACCUCGACAGCCUCUGCACGCCGCGGUCAUUUCUCGAGUCCCAAAGCGCAUCUCUCGGCCCGAACGCGCCGAUCCGCGCGGUGACCAAGUCGCUCGUCGUCGUCGGUGCCACGUCGGCGCUUGCGGUCGGCGUGAGCAUCGCUGCCGUCAUUACGCCCCCGGUCUUGCUUUACAACGGAAUCAAGCAAGCGCUCCAAGACCGCAAGCGCAGCAAGACCCUCAAGAUCUACAACGAAAAGAAGCGCCUCAUGGAGGCCCGCGCCGCGAAGGCGUCGGAAGUCCCGCUCUAAGUCGUCCCGUCGCUGUCGUCGUAUUGUUUGUACCCUAUUUACCACCAAUAUACCCUAUUUAUCA